Messenger RNA from Canariomyces notabilis, 1786 nucleotides. RefSeq lists its product as uncharacterized. NCBI's taxonomy places the organism in Eukaryota, Fungi, Ascomycota, Sordariomycetes, Sordariales, Chaetomiaceae. Gene Ontology annotation, molecular function: metal ion binding. The record is from RefSeq and is a predicted model, not a curated record. The coding region runs from base 213 to 1517 and encodes 434 amino acids. Gene Ontology annotation, cellular component: nucleus. The transcript has 5 exons.
GACUUCACCGCAUUCACUCUCUCCCUAAAAACCAGACCCUCGGAUUCUUCGCACACCGACACGGCAAUUAUCGCACUUCCUCUUUCAACAGUCGCGUCGCACGGCAUUUCAUAGACGUCGUCCCACUACUCUACCUUAUCGACUCGACAUUUAUUUUCCUGGUCUAAACAAUUCCGCGUCGUCGAUAAAAGAGCUUGUUUCCAGUCGCCAAAAUGUCGGCCGAAGAUCGAGAAAUGAUGGAAAAGAUCACCCGUUUGGCAAGCCAGAUAAAUCGCCACAAGAACCAGCAGGCGGGCAUCGACUCUGCGCCGCCUGUUCGACCGCGUCACAACGCAGGCUAUUCGGGAGCAUGGCGCCGUGGCGGAUUUCCUCGUGGCGGCCAUCACAGCGCACGGAUACCCGUAUAUCGAAACAAGACCCUCGUACUGAAGGGUGCAUCUCAGCAAAAUCAAACCGGCGAUGGCGACUCGGGGGCUACCUCGGAUGCCUCGAAUUCGUCAUGGGUCACGAAAAAUGAUCGGCAUUUGCAGCUCAUAAACUCGGCCGUCUAUAACAAAGAGGUGCCCGCACGGACACUGGCGUUGGAGCAGACGCGGCGGCAAAAGCUUGCCCUCAAAAACAAGCAGGAGCGGGCUAAGCUGAUCAGUCACCUUAGUCGCAUGGUAGAUCGCCCCGGUUUUGGCUCAGCUAAUCCGCAGAACGCAGCCGACAAGUACGAGAUCGCCGUACAAGGCGUCCGCUUCGUGGUCGCCAAGAAUGGCAGCAAGCUUAUCAAAGUUCCCGGCGAUGGCAACUCGGCAAAGGCCACUCCCAAGGUGGCUGUGAUCGGGGGCGUCAAGUUCUAUCGAAGCAAGAACGGUAAUCUUUAUCGCCACGGGAUUGUGAAAGCGCAACGACAAUCGGGCGCCGUCAAGAAGGUCGACGUGCCUUGCAAACAGUUUUCCAUGACGGGUUCCUGCAGCCAAGGCCCUCGGUGCCGCUACGUGCACGACCCGCACAAGGUUGCUAUUUGCAAGGACUUUUUACAACAGGGUGAUUGUCUCAACGGGGAGCACUGCGAUCUUUCGCAUGACCCCACUCCCGAGCGAACCCCGACGUGCUUGCAUUUUGCCCGGGACAAUUGCACCAAGCCUGACUGCAAGUAUGCUCACGUGAAAGUGUCUCCAGCAGCUCCAGUAUGCCGAGCCUUUGGCUUGUACGGCUACUGCGACAAGGGCGCCAGCUGCCCGGAUCGGCACGCGUUCGAAUGCCCCGACUUCAGCAACACGGGUGUUUGUAGAAUCAAGGGGUGCAAGCUACCCCACCGCGAGAGGGCAAGCGUCCUCCGCAGAAGUGCAGGCGGUAGAGACACGGCCAAGGCUGAUGAUGACGACGAGAUGGAAGACGUCUCCAGCGAGGAUGACGGCGAGUCUAUCGACAGCGACGAUGUAGACUCUGACGAGGUGGACGAGUUCAUCGGCCAGGACGAGACAGGCGGUCUCGAUUUCACGGAGCAGAGGGACUUCAUCGAGCUAUGAUGCUCCAUCCCUCGGACGCCCCGUCGGCCACUUUGCUUCUUCAUCUCUUACCUGCAUCGUCUGUUGGCAUCGAUACCCAUUCUGUGUUUGAGCAAACUGUCUAGGGAAAUACCAGAGUCAGCCACAAAGGACUGUGGCAUGAAACUUGACGCUUGGCCGCGCCCGAGGCUGGUGUAAAGCUGGAUGGUGCAUCAAGCCAUCGUGUCGGAUUAUAGAGGCAAAAGUACACAUAGUUAAUCAAUGAAGAAUCAUGUAAUGUUUAAGCCUGG